UGCGUUAUAAACCCGUUGUGCUCGUUUCGAAGCCGGCAUUUUCCUCAUCCUCUCACCAGGUUUAGUUUGUCGGACAGUGGAUUUGGUAUUUAACGUUAAGUCUAUAUUAUUCUUUAAUUGCUUUACUUUUCCCCACUUCGUCGACAACAUGCCUGGAUUUUCCGACAGAGAUCGCGGGAGGGACAGAGGAUAUGGCGGUGCACCACGUUUUGGCGGAAGUCGAGGUGGGCCUCCUCAGGGAAAGUUUGGCAAUCCCGGGGAAAGACUGCGUAAGAAACACUGGAACAUGGACGAGCUCCCAAAAUUUGAGAAGAAUUUCUACCAGGAGCAUCCUGACGUCACACGGAGAUCAGUGCAAGAGGUUGAGCAGUACAGGAGGACUAAAGAAGUUACGGUGAAGGGUAGAGACUGCCCAAACCCAAUGCUUAAGUUCCAUGAAGCUAGUUUUCCAACUUAUGUCAUCGAUGUGAUCACCAAGCAGAAUUUUACAGAUCCCACCCCCAUCCAGUCACAAGGGUGGCCAUUGGCUUUAAGCGGGAAAGACAUGGUUGGGAUUGCACAGACUGGUUCUGGCAAAACCCUUGCUUAUCUGCUGCCUGCAAUUGUGCACAUUAAUCAUCAACCUUUCCUGGAGCAUGGUGAUGGGCCAAUCUGUUUGGUGCUUGCCCCCACUCGUGAGUUGGCCCAGCAAGUGCAACAGGUUGCUGCUGAAUAUGGGAGGGCAUCCCGACUGAAGUCUACCUGUAUUUAUGGAGGUGCCCCUAAGGGACCACAGAUCCGUGAUCUUGAAAGAGGUGUUGAAAUCUGCAUCGCCACACCCGGAAGGCUCAUUGACUUCCUGGAAGUUGGAAAAACAAAUCUACGUAGAUGCACAUACCUGGUUCUGGACGAGGCGGACCGAAUGCUCGACAUGGGUUUUGAGCCCCAAAUCCGGAAAAUUGUGGACCAAAUCCGACCAGACCGCCAGACACUCAUGUGGAGUGCUACUUGGCCCAAAGAAGUACGCCAGCUGGCUGAAGACUUCCUGAAGGACUACGUACAGAUCAAUGUGGGUGCCCUACAGCUGAGUGCCAACCACAACAUCCUGCAGAUUGUGGAUGUAUGCAACGACGGGGAAAAGGAUGACAAACUCCUCCGUCUGCUGGAAGAAAUUAUGAGCGAGAAGGAAAACAAGACCAUCAUUUUUGUGGAAACAAAGAGGCGAUGCGAUGACCUGACCAGGAGAAUGAGAAGGGAUGGCUGGCCAGCAAUGGGCAUUCAUGGAGACAAGAGUCAACAGGAGAGGGACUGGGUUCUCAACGAAUUCAAAUACGGAAAGGCUCCCAUCCUAAUUGCCACAGACGUCGCCUCCAGAGGUUUAGAUGUGGAAGAUGUGAAAUUUGUCAUCAAUUAUGACUACCCUAACUCCUCUGAGGACUAUAUCCACCGCAUUGGAAGAACUGCCCGCAGUCAAAAAACGGGCACAGCCUACACCUUCUUUACUCCCGGCAACAUGAAACAAGCCAGCGACCUCAUCUCUGUCCUUCGUGAGGCCAAUCAGGCAAUCAACCCCAAGCUGAUCCAGAUGGUGGAAGACAGAGGAGGUCGUUCAAGGGGGGGAAGAGGUGGCUAUAAGGACGACCGCCGGGAUAGGUAUUCUGGUGGGAGGAGGGAUUUUGGUAGCUUUAGGGACAGGGAUAACGACAGGGGUUUUGGUAGUGGAACAAAGAAGGUUUUUGGCACAAAGACACAGAAUGGAGGCUAUGGGGGAAGCAGCUAUGACAGCACCGGCGGCGGCGGCGGCUUUGGAAACGGCUACGGUAACAGCGGACAGUCCAACUUCGGUGGCGCUGCGGCUCAACCCGGCGCAUUCGGAAAUCAGAAUUUCCAGAACCAGCAGUUUGGAGGAAACCAGGGUGCUGGUCAGAAUGGCAUGAGCCAUCCACAGUUCCCAUUUAACCCACAGCAGCAGCAGCAGCCUCCACAGCAGCCCCCACAGCCCAUGGUACCCUACCCCAUGCCUCCACCUUUCCCACAGUAAACAGACGCGCACACACAUGACAUGUAGGAGUAAUUUAUUGUUUUGUCCCGUUUAAGUCCAAUAUUCUUAUCCUGCAUUGUACUGUAUUUUUAUUUUUACAAUUGAGUUGAAAAUAUUCAACAUUUGAAGUCUUGCAAGCAAAUACAAGUGAUGUCUGCAGUGCAGCGGAGUGUGAUGGUGCACUUUUCUUACCAUUUAUUUGUCACAUUCCUGUUCUUUUUUUACUAGGUAAUGCAAAUCAUUUGAUUUACAGUAUGUUCAGUGAUAUGUUUAAAUCUUAACAGAAGGCAAUGCAUGGCCUUUCAAAUAAAACUUCAAAAAUUCA
Anguilla anguilla (European eel) is the source of this 2345-nucleotide messenger RNA. RefSeq names its product DEAD (Asp-Glu-Ala-Asp) box helicase 5 (gene ddx5). The record is from RefSeq and is a predicted model, not a curated record. Bases 149 to 2020 code for a protein of 623 amino acids. Lineage: Eukaryota; Metazoa; Chordata; Actinopteri; Anguilliformes; Anguillidae. Gene Ontology annotation, cellular component: nucleus; ribonucleoprotein complex; cytoplasm. The transcript has 13 exons. Gene Ontology annotation, biological process: alternative mRNA splicing, via spliceosome. Gene Ontology annotation, molecular function: ATP binding; RNA binding; RNA helicase activity.